Nannizzia gypsea CBS 118893 is the source of this 1848-nucleotide messenger RNA. RefSeq lists its product as hypothetical. Lineage: Eukaryota; Fungi; Ascomycota; Eurotiomycetes; Onygenales; Arthrodermataceae. The transcript is spliced from 2 exons. Bases 1 to 1848 code for a protein of 615 amino acids. Gene Ontology annotation, molecular function: protein binding. The record is from RefSeq and is a predicted model, not a curated record.
AUGUCGACCAGAACAGUGGCCAUAGACGGGCUAUGGCUCUGCUUUCGACCUUCGCUAGGCCGUUGGCUGUCUGAGUCACCGAGACAGCGUUUUCCGGCUGACAAUGCUGCUCCGUCGCCGCGCAGAACUUUCCACAGCUCCCCUAGAUGCGCAUUUUCCACGACAUUCAACCUGCGGAGUGUUGCUGAACCGGCCAAUUCCUCCUCAUCAGGAGAAUAUACCGGAGAAGCCAGCCAGGGCCAAAAACAUGUUAGCUCCAAGUUGAAUUCAGCGACCACCCUUCAUAGAUCACUCCGGCCAAGAGAACAGAAGACAGUCCGGAAGCUCCUGCGGCAGAGCAAAAUACCGUCGGACCUUAGCCAAAAGACAGAAGCCAACUUGGAAAAUAUAUUGCAGAAUGCGGUUGAUAAACUACCUAAUCAUAAUGCUGCCUUGGAGGUUGUUACGGAACUUGUACGGAGGAGACAUGUUCGCCCGCAGACCCGCCACUAUCGCGCCAUGAUACUUGCAAAUACUCAGUGCAUCAGAGGGUCAGCUAAACAGGUAGAGGCGCUGUUAAAUGACAUGCAGGAGAAUGGAAUAGUGGUGGAUUCGGGAACUUUGCAUGCUGCGUUAAAGGCACUAGCGAUACACCCUGAUUACCUGCUUCGUUCCGAAAUCAUACAUAAACUUCGAGAGAGAUGGUUAUCACUUAGCCCAACAGGCUGGCAUAAUAUCGUUGCGGGAUAUAUUCGAGAAGGACAGUUUGAAAUGGCGCUGGAGACUUUGGAGCAUAUGAAGCUGCAGCAUGUGCCUGUUCAGGGAUGGCUUCACUCGCUUCUUAUCUACAACCUUGCGGAAUACGGGGAAUUCGACGAGAUACUACACCUACUACGAUCCAGGGUUGAAGCUGGGUUGGUUCUGUCACCGAAUUUAUGGCACCGUUUACUGGAUAUCUCGAGUGCUGCAAUGCAUCCGGAAUUAACCCAAUAUAUUUGGGAACAACAGGUUGAGCUGGGCCAUUUGAAUCCGCCGUACGGUAUCUGUGACAAUGUGCUCGCUAUCAGCGCACGAACGGGCAACUCUAGGCUGGCAGCCUCCGUAUUUAAAGUACUUGGAAACCGCAAUGGUGUUCUGACCUUGAACGAUUACGAGUCUCUUGUCGACACCUACGUCGAGGCUAAUGAUAUUGAAUCGGCAAUUCGCAUUCUUUGCAGCAUGGAUAGCAGCAGUAUCGGCGUCAAGACCGGUUCUACACGGUCUCUCCUGUCCCAUCUCAUAAUGGCCAAAUCGAAGCCGACAGAGAUCUGGAACACAUUCAAGCGUCUAAAAAAAGAAGAAGAUCUAGUAUUUCCCUUGCCCCUUCUUAAUGUUGCGCUAGAACUGUGUGCACAUCUUGGUAAGGCAAAGACUGCAUGGGACUUAUACCGGGAGCUUCAUACACUGUGUUCCUCUGCUGUGGAGACGUCAACCUUCAACAUCCUGUUCAAGGCAUGUCGCGGGUCCAACGAUGCUGAUCUAGCCGGCUACUUCGUGCAGGAAAUGAUCCAGAUGAAGAUACUCCCUGACCGGAAAACUUAUGAAAACCUAGUCCUGCUUUGUGUUGAGCUCUCUCGUUUUGAAACGGCACAUAAAUAUCUCCUUGAGAUGUCUGGCUCUGGAUUCGAGUUGUCAAGACCAGCAAAGGAGGAUAUCCGUGCCAAAUGUGACGGACAGGAGGAUCCACAUGCCUUCAAACUUAUACAUGACUCUGCUGUCCGCAAGCCAGCCUCCCGAGGCAUUAUCAGACCCCAUCGGGUACGGCGGUCAUUCUCUAUCCCGUCUGCAGGAAAAGGGAUAUUGGAAAUAAGGGAUGGAACAGAUCAAUAG